This is a messenger RNA of Helianthus annuus (common sunflower), 1494 nucleotides long. RefSeq names its product cysteine-rich receptor-like protein kinase 10. Gene Ontology annotation, molecular function: ATP binding; protein kinase activity. Bases 47 to 1417 code for a protein of 456 amino acids. The transcript has 7 exons. Lineage: Eukaryota; Viridiplantae; Streptophyta; Magnoliopsida; Asterales; Asteraceae. Gene Ontology annotation, biological process: protein phosphorylation. The record is from RefSeq and is a predicted model, not a curated record.
CACGGGGAACAUAACUGGGCCAAAUUUUUCAACGAUCUAUGGCCUUAUGCAGUGUACUCCUGACUUACCGGAGCAAGCAUGUAGUGAUUGUUUGGAGGCUGCAGUUAAUCGGAUCCCAAAUACUAAUCUUUAUGGGAAAGACGGUGGGAGAAUUCUCCAAUCUACGUGUAAUUUUAGGUAUGAGAUAUAUGAAUUUUUCAACAAAACUACUCAGGGCAUCCCCCCACCACCACCAGGUAAAAAGAAACAGACAACAAGAACUGUGAUAAUAGUAAUUGUUACUCUGACAAUUGUUGCUAUAAUAACUACUUCGGUGUGUAUCUAUAUGAGAUUCAAGAAUAAGAAAAGGCAAACUUCCUCGUCGUCCCCCCCUUACGAAAGUAUUCAGACCGCAGCUAUGGACAUAGGCUCUAGUGAAUCAUUGCAGUACAAUUUUAGUAUAAUUAAAGCAGCAACUAAUGACUUUUCUGAAGACAAUAAGCUCGGAAGUGGUGGAUUUGGAGCUGUUUACAAGGGUAAGCUUAUAGAUGGAACUGAAGUAGCAGUAAAGAGGCUAGCAGGGAAUUCUCAGCAAGGUGACACAGAAUUCAAGAAUGAGGUCUUACUAGUUUUGAAGCUUCAACAUCGUAAUUUGGUUAGGCUCCUUGGUUUCAGCAUAGAAGGAAAGGAACGGCUUCUCAUUUAUGAGUUCUUGCCUAAUGCAAGCCUUGAUCAAUUUGUAUUUGACCAAACUAAACGUAUACUUCUUGAUUGGGAAACGCGAUACAAUAUCAUCAAGGGCAUUGCGAAGGGAUUAUUAUACCUUCAUGAAGAUUCUCGUCUAACGAUAAUUCAUCGUGAUAUGAAAGCGAGUAAUGUUCUUCUAGAUGCAGAAAUGAACCCUAAAAUUGCUGACUUUGGUAUGGCAAGAUUGUUUAAACCCGAGGAAACUCAAGGAGACACAAGUCGGAUUGUUGGAACAUAUGGCUAUAUGGCACCCGAAUAUGUCCGACAUGGCCAUUUCUCAGUAAAGUCAGACGUCUUUAGCUUCGGAGUGUUGGUAUUAGAGAUGGUAACGGGUCAACAAAACCAACAUUUUCAGCAUGGAGAUAGUCUAGAAGAUCUUCUUAGCUUUGCAUGGAAAAGUUGGCGGAAUGGUACACCAUCAGAUAUCAUAGAUCCUACCUUGAAGAUUGGACCAAGUCUACGUGACAUCAUCAGAACUAUACAUGUUGGAUUAUUAUGUGUUCAAGAAAAUGUCAUCAAUAGGCCAACCAUGGCUUCUAUUGUUCAUAUGUUGCAUAGCUUCUCGGUCACACUUUCCGUGCCCUCAGAGCCUGCAUUUUUUGAUUCUUCAAUGAAAACAAGCCGUAUAGAGAAUCCUACAACAAUAGAAUCUAUAAAUGAAGUUACGAUAUCUAAUUUUAUUCCUAGAUAGAUAGUUAUUUUGAAUGAAUAUGAUGUAUAUUUUCUUGGCUUUCUUUAAGUAAUACUAUUUGAUUUCGUUCAUAGCUC